This is a messenger RNA of Bolinopsis microptera, 3318 nucleotides long. RefSeq lists its product as uncharacterized. Gene Ontology annotation, biological process: endonucleolytic cleavage of tricistronic rRNA transcript (SSU-rRNA, 5.8S rRNA, LSU-rRNA); ribosome biogenesis; maturation of SSU-rRNA from tricistronic rRNA transcript (SSU-rRNA, 5.8S rRNA, LSU-rRNA). The transcript is spliced from 19 exons. The coding region runs from base 15 to 3188 and encodes 1057 amino acids. Gene Ontology annotation, molecular function: U3 snoRNA binding; GTPase activity; GTP binding. NCBI's taxonomy places the organism in Eukaryota, Metazoa, Ctenophora, Tentaculata, Lobata, Bolinopsidae. Gene Ontology annotation, cellular component: 90S preribosome; nucleus. The record is from RefSeq and is a predicted model, not a curated record.
AUUUAUCAUAAGCCAUGGACGAGGAUCCACAGAGGAGUCACAAGAAAAGAAAUGCGGGAGCGAAGUUCAACAAAAAGAAGAAAAGAAAACUAGAAAAGGAAGAAAAAGAAAACACAGUUGAAACAGAUGCAAGAAAGAGGAACCCGAAAGCUUUCUCAUUUCAGGCAGUCAACAAAACAGCACGUAUCGUGCACCGAGCUCUCGACAAACAAACACGGAAACACAAAGUCCCGGAGGUAGACCGGACUCCUGUGGACCCUCCUCCCAGUUUGGUGGCAGUAGUGGGUCCUCCUAAAUGUGGUAAAACUACCCUUAUUAAAUCCCUCGUCAAGCAUUAUACCAAACAGAAUGUUAACCAAGUUAAGGGUCCGUUGACGGUGGUGACGGGUAAGAACAGAAGAUGCACGUUUGUGGAGUGUCCUAAUGAUAUCAGCUCGAUGAUAGAUGUGGCAAAAGUCGCUGACUUAGUCUUGCUGAUGGUGGACGCUAACUUCGGAUUCGAGAUGGAGAUUUUCGAGUUUCUAAACAUAGCCCAGGCUCACGGGCUACCUCGGAUAAUGGGGGUGCUGACCCAUCUUGACAUGAUGAAAGCUAACAAAGCGAUGAACAGGACAAAACGGACCCUGAAACAUCGCUUCUGGACGGAGGUCCACCAAGGAGCUAAGCUUUUCUACCUGAGUUCAAUGAGCUUUGAUUUGUACAACAAGAGAGAUAUUCUAAACUUGGCGCGGUUCAUUUCUGUAAUGAAGUUCAAGGUGUUAUCGUGGCGAGCCACACACCCCUACAUCGUGGUGGACAGAGUGGAGGACAUGACAGACCCGGAACUGAUAGACAAGAAUAAGAAAUGUGACAGGAGUGUGGGGUUAUAUGGCUGGGUUCGAGGAGCUAAUAUGAAGAGUGACACAAGUGUUCACGUGUGCGGUGUAGGGGAUCACGUGUUAUCAGACAUAUCCCUCCUUGCUGAUCCCUGUCCUCCUCCUGGCAAGGAGAAUACCACUCGUCGCAGGACGUUGAAUGAGAAGGAGAGGUUACUUUACGGCCCCAUGGCGGGAGUGGGUGGUCUUAUCUACGAUAAGGACGCCAUUUACAUACAAACUACUGAGCGACAAAAGAAAAAUGUGGGCGAUGACUUGAUUGAAGAGUUAGCUCAACAGAAAGAAACUCUUGACGAGAAGCUCGGCACAACGGAGAUCAGCAUAUUUUCUGGUUCCACAGGUCGGAUAAAGAACGAUGAAUUCAACGACGGCCAAAGAAGGAAGAUGGUUUUUGAUGACGAUGAUGAUGUGGAAGAAGGAGAUGAAGAUGACGAUGACGAUGAAGAGAGCGCAGAGGAAGAUGAUGAAUAUGAUGAAGAUGAGGAAGUGGAAGAAGACGGAGAUGAAGAAAGUGACGCUGACGGGUCGGGGGAGGAGGAAGAAGAGGAGGAGAAGGACGGGAUGAUUGUGGGAGCUGCCAGGUGGAAAAGAAACAUAGCUAACAAAGCUAAGGAGAGCUUCAUUCAACGGCAACUCAAUGCUAAGAAUCUUCACUCGAUAAUCUACGGAGAAGAUACGGACAGCUCAGGUCAGUUUACAGGGUUGCUUGCGGAGACACGAACCACAGUGGACUGUACACGACACAUGUGGGCGGGAGUGUCCGAGUGGGAGGAUCCGGACAAGAGGGCCGAUAUUAGGGACUGUUUUGUAACGGGGGAGUGGGGAGAGGAGGAGGGAGAGGAGGAUGAGGGCUUCGGAGAAUUUGAGGAUUUGGAGGCAGAGCCAGAACAAGAAGAAGAGAUGGAAGUCAUCGAAGAAGAAGAAGAAGAAACGCCUGAAAACGAAGAAACAACCCCCGAAGAAGAGAAGUCCAAAUAUCAGAAAAAGAAGGAAAACCUAAAGAAAAUGUUUGACACUGACUACGACGAGAACGGGGACGAGUCCAAGUAUUUUGCAGAUCUGCAAGAGGAGGCAGACGCGCAGACCAGGACGAACAAGGAGUUCUUCGCUGAUGAGGCUCACAGAGAGAGAUACGAAGGUUUCCGAGCAGGUCAAUAUGUCCGUGUAACAAUAGCCGACAUGCCAUGUGAACUGGUGGACAUGUUAGAUCCCCACUACCCUCUGGUAGUGGGAGGAGUUGCUAGUCUCGAGCAUCAGAUGGGCCUACUUCAGACCAGGACUAAACGCCACAGGUGGUACCCUAAGAUACUAAAGGCUCAGGACCCAAUAGUGGUCUCGCUGGGAUGGAGAAGGUUCCAGACCCGUCCAGUCUACUCAAUACAGGAUCACAACAUGAGGCAGCGCAUGUUGAAGUACACUCCUGAACACAUGCACUGUCACGCCACCUUCUACGGGCCCCUGGCUCCUCCCAAUACCACCUUCAUUGCUACACAGGGUGCGACUGAUAAGAAGACGUCCUCGUUCCGUAUUGUAGCUACAGGGGUUAUUCUGGGACUUGAUAAGACAGUUGACGUGGUCAAGAAGUUGAAACUUACCGGAACCCCUUACAAGAUAUUUAAGAACACCGCCUUCCUGAAGGGAAUGUUUUCCUCUAUCCUAGAGGUUUCCAAGUUCGAAGGAGCCAUGAUAAAGACUGUCAGUGGAAUUAGGGGUCAAGUAAAACGUGCCCUCUCUGCGCCACCAGGAGCAUACAGAGCUUCCUUCGAGGAUAAGAUCCAGAUGUCAGAUAUAGUGUUCUUGAGAUGUUGGGUAAGUGUGGAUAUCCCCAAGUUCUACACGCCUGUUAUUAACCUCCUCACUGCGGACAAGACAUGGGCCGGGAUGAGAACUGUAGCGGAGCUGCGGAGAGAGAAAGGAGAGACCAUUCCUGUCAAACAGGACUCGCUCUAUAAAGAAAUAGAACGGAAGACAAAGGUCUUCAGACCUCUAAAGGUCUCCAAAUCCCUACAAAAGAACCUACCGUUCAAAACAAAGCCGAAAGUUGAGAAUAAGAGAAAGAAACAGUUAUAUGUUACUAAACGAGCUGUAGUAUCUGAGCCAGGAGAACGAAGGCUAACAUCUCUGAUGCAGCAACUGUUGACUGCCCAAAAGGAGACUGAUAAGAAGAAAAACGAGAAGAAGAACAAGGAGAAAGUCAAAUAUCUUGCUGAGCAAGCUAAGAUUAACGUGAAGAAAGGAGAGAAAGCCAAAGAGCGACGGAAGCUAUUCUAUCAGAAGAACGCAAAGAAAGAUCAAGCUGAUCGUGAAGACUGAGUUGAGGAUCAUCUUCUUUUAAUUCCGAUAUUUUAACUUUCAUUUUUCCUACUUUCAUUUACUACUUUUCUUCAAUAUGUUGGUUAUGAAGAUUUGGUGGUAAAUUUUAUUUUGGCUUACGUUUUAUGGG